This is a messenger RNA of Lactuca sativa (garden lettuce), 822 nucleotides long. NCBI's taxonomy places the organism in Eukaryota, Viridiplantae, Streptophyta, Magnoliopsida, Asterales, Asteraceae. The record is from RefSeq and is a predicted model, not a curated record.
AUGGGAGGUUUUCUUGGGUCUAAUCAAAGGGGAUAUGAGCAGCCAUGGGGUGAUCAAAGAUGGAGUAACAAUCAAGGUUGGGGAGGAAAUCAACAAGGAAAUUAUCAACCAAGUCAACCACACCAAUACCAACAAAGAACACCUUUUCCACCACAAAACUUUCAGCCAAGGCAACCACAACACCCUCCUCAACAAUCAGGUUCAUCAAGUAUGUCCUUAGAGGACAUAGUGAAGAGUUUGGCAACUAGUACACAAGCUUUCAAACAAGAGACAAAAGCAAGCAUAAAGAACUUAGAGAAACAAUUUUCACAGCUUGCUACUUCCAUAAGCAAAUUAGAAUCUCAAGGAAAGUUACCUGCACAAACUGAAACAAACCCAAGGCACAACGUGUGUGCCAUCACAUUGAGAGGCGGAAAGAGCUAUGAUGGUCCAAAAGUGUCGGUUGAUCAAAAGGAAGAAAAAAUAGCGGUCGAAGAGGCAACCAAAGAAGAGAAGAAGGAAGUGAAAACAAUCGAAAAGAAUCCCUUCAUCGCUGAGUCUAAAGCCACACCUGCUCCAUUUCCCGAAAGAUUAAAGUGCACGAAGAAAGAACAGGAGGAGAAUGAGAUCAUGCGAAUGUUCAAGAGAGUUCAAAUCAACAUUCCACUCCUCAAGGCCAUCAAACAGGUACCUAGAUAUGCAAGGUUCCUUAAGGAUCUUUGUGUAUCUAAAAAGAAAUUAAAAGGAAAUCAAGUCAUAACAAUUGGGGAACAUGUAUCCGCAGUUUUGCAAAAGAGGAUGCCCCCAAAGUGCAAGGAUCCCGGUGUCUUUACCGUGCCUUGA